This is a messenger RNA of Aspergillus fijiensis CBS 313.89, 1947 nucleotides long. Its product is annotated as CCR4-NOT transcription complex, subunit 3. Gene Ontology annotation, biological process: nuclear-transcribed mRNA poly(A) tail shortening; regulation of DNA-templated transcription. The record is from RefSeq and is a predicted model, not a curated record. The transcript is spliced from 3 exons. Gene Ontology annotation, cellular component: P-body; CCR4-NOT core complex; nucleus. Lineage: Eukaryota; Fungi; Ascomycota; Eurotiomycetes; Eurotiales; Aspergillaceae. Bases 1 to 1947 code for a protein of 648 amino acids.
AUGACGUCCCGAAAAACGCAGCAGGAGAUUGACAAGACCUUCAAGAAGGUCGCCGAAGGCAUCGUCACAUUCGAGGGCAUCUACGAGAAGAUCCGCUCGACGACGAAUCACACCCAGCGGGAUAAGCUCGAGGAAAACCUGAAGCGCGAGAUCAAGAAGCUCCAACGGUAUCGAGAUCAGAUCAAGUCGUGGGCGUCUGGAAAUGAGGUGAAAGAUAAGGGUCCGCUGCUCGAGCAGCGCAGAGCCAUCGAGACCUGUAUGGAGCAGUUCAAGGCCGUCGAGAAGGAGAUGAAGACGAAAGCAUACUCCAAGGAGGGCCUGUCGGCAGCGUCGAGAUUGGAUCCCAAGGAGAAGGAGAAGGUGGAGACAUGCGACUUCCUAUCGAGCAUGGUCGACGAGCUACAACAACGGAUCGAGGCUAUGGAGGCAGAAGAGGAGACGUUACAUAUGCAGAUGAAGAAGGGGAAGAAGGACGUGGCCAAGACGAAUCGGUUAUCGGAUAUUUCGCGGAUCACGGAGCGUCAUAAGUGGCAUGUCAACAAGUUGGAACUGCUGUUACGGUCGCUGCAGAACGGCAACGUCGAGACGCAACAAGUCCUGGAUCUCAAGGAGAGUAUCAAGUACUAUGUGGAAGACGGGCACAACUUGGACUACUCGGGCGAGGACGAGACCCUAUACGAUGAUCUGAACAUGGACAAUGAGGCGGAGAUGCAGUUCGGCAUCGCGGGCGACAACGACCGUGUAUCAUCGCAAGAUACCCAGUCGGUGCAAGAAGAGGAACCGGAGGUUGUCAAGCCGAAAGCGAAGCCCGAUACCUCGGGACCCCGACGACCUUCCGCGCAGAUGAAGUCCCCUCUUCCCGUGCUGGCCACCCUCCAUCCCGCAACGUCGACAAGUGCCACCUCGGGCAUGAAGCCCGCCCCGCCUCCAACGCGCCUGCCAGGAGAGACCCUCAAGUACGCCUCUGCGGCGGCUGCAGCUGCUGCCAGCGACAAGAACGGCGUGGGCAUCGCGCCUCUGCCGCCACCGCCAGGAGCCAGCCCCGCUUUCCCCCACGCCGUACCUGCAUCCAAACCCUCCACCUCCACAACCGCCUCCCCCAGCAUCGCUCCCGCACAACCCGCGGUGAAGUCCUCGACAGGCGUCACGAUAGCGGGCGAGGAGUCGAGUAGUGGCAGCCGGUCCAAGACCCCUGCUGCGAGUCCGCACGUGGCCAGCGCAAGCACGUCGACGCGAGGCGUGCCGCAGACCCCCGCUAUGGAGAAGGUUGAGGCCUCGGGUAGCGGCAACAGCACUAGCAACAACAUCACCACCACCACCACCACCACCACCACCAGCAACAAAUCCCGACCCACGACGACGGCGAACACCACCAACGGCGAGUCAAGCGGCAAGGAGGAAUCGUCGCGCGAGAGCGAGGAAUCCAUCUAUCACCUCCCGCCGGGCCUGCAGGAUCUGAUCCAGUCAUUCGAAGUGACCAAGAGCCGUGCCGCGGCCAGUGCGACCAACCCGUCCCCAUCGGUGCAGCGGUUGCUGGCGGCCUCCCUGGCCAAUUGCCCCGAGCCAGCCGACGCGGAGAAACCCCGUCACUACAAGCCGCAGAACCCGUACAACACGCCCCUCUACUACCCCCAGGAACCUCUCCCGAUCUUCGACGACCCGCGUCUGUACGAAACCGGUCGCAUCGACACGGAUACGCUGUUCUAUCUGUUCUACUACCGCCAGGGCUCGUACCAGCAGUACCUGGCCGCCAAGGCGCUGAAAAACCAGAGCUGGCGGUUCCACAAGCAAUACCAGACCUGGUUCCAGCGCCACGAAGAACCCAAAACCAUCACCGAGGAGUUCGAACAGGGAACGUAUCGUUUCUUCGACUACGAGAGCACCUGGAUGAACCGUCGUAAAGCGGAUUUCAAGUUCGUCUACAAGUACCUUGAGGACGAACUAUAA